Molecule: messenger RNA, 2193 nt
Organism: Blumeria graminis f. sp. triticale
Lineage: Eukaryota; Fungi; Ascomycota; Leotiomycetes; Helotiales; Erysiphaceae
Source: the annotation of a GenBank genome assembly
AUGGAAGGCGGAAUUAAUUGUGAGGACACGAACCCGACCGGCGCCCGUGCGGGCAGCUACAAACGAAAAAAGAAUGGCUAUGACCACUUGGGUAGCAGCCCUCGAAGCGGUGCUGAAGAAAACGAAGAUGAGAGUGAAAGGAGGAGACAUCCUGGUGUGAAGAGAGCCUGUAAUGAAUGUCGACAGCAAAAGCUACGCUGCGAUGUGAUCCAGGAUCCAUUUAGCCACUGUUCGCGCUGCUAUCGCUUAAAGUUGGAAUGCAAAAUUGAGUCCAACUUCAAGCGGGUUGGAAAGAGAAGUAAACACGCCGAAAUGGAAAGGGAAAUUGAGCAACUCCGGAAGAGUCUAUUGGAGGCUCAGGCUCAAGGGUUUGUGAUGAAAGAUAGCGAGAAAACGCUAUCACCCGCGAUCAACAGUGUUUAUAGGAAGACUAGAAUGUUGGGAAUAGAGGAAGCAGUUUCUCUCUCAGUUCUUAAGCACAACGAUUCAUACAACGAACCGCGGACCCGUCACAAGAUUGAGAAUUUAAAUUUGAGCGAAGAAAUGACAAAUCGACUCUUCAACGAGUUUUGGUGUUGCUAUCAUCCCUUUCUGCCAUUCUUAUCGCCAUCACAAGCUCCUGACUAUUAUUACCAACAGCACCCGCUUCUUUUCUGGGCUAUUAUCGCUGUCUCUGCUCGCUUCUUUGCUGACGAUUCAGGGCUUUUGACGUCUCUAUCAGGACCCCUUACGCGACUAUUGUGGACUACUGUAGGCGAGGUUCCUAACAACCUUUACUUUGUUAAAGCAUUAUGUUUACUCUGUACCUGGCCUUUACCAACGAGCACUACCUCGACGGACCCGACACAUAUUUUGUGCGGGGUGAUGAUGAAGACAGCAACUGGUAUCGGACUCCACCGGCCAAAUCACGCUCAGGAUUUUUCUCGGGUCUCAGUCGAUCUCAAUAAAGAGCAGCUCCACGAAAGACUGACCACUUGGGCAGUUUGCAACAUAGUAGCUCAGCACUGUGGUACAGGCUAUGGACAGCCAGCAUCUACUCUCUAUGACUGGAUCCUAGCCGCUGGGCCAACAGAAUGUGUUCCACCACUUUCGCUUGAUCCAGAGCUCGAAGCGCAUUUACAAAUUGAACACUUUUGUGACAAAGUCUCAAAAGAAAUAUAUUCUAACGCCUCCGACUCACGUGGUGUGGCUGGUGACGAACUACGCGCAAUGCUAACACGUGUCUACCGCCGCGAAUAUGAUGAUCUACGAGCCUCCGUAAUGUCUCGUACUGGCUUAUCUCAACUCAUAAAUCUACAUUUUACGGCUGCUGGCCUACAUUUAUGUCUAUCUGCCUUUUUUAACUUGUCUAUAAUAAAGGGAUACAUCGAUGAUUUAAUGGGCCUAUGGAACGCCUGUAUAUCCUUCCUUGACCAAGUCUUUAAACUACAACUACCAAGUUCCAAGGAUCGUAAUCAAUCUACUCUUCGCUAUUCUACUAAUUACCUUCUACAAAUGAUCGUCUCUGCUUGUUUUACGUUACUGAGGCUUCUGAACUCGGGUUUUGCGCAAAGAAUUGACUUCAAAUACGGAAGCAGCAUGUUUCACUGUGCUAUCCAAGCUAUCCGAUCCAUCUCAGUCUUAGACAACGAUCUACCAUGUCGACUUGCUGAAUUGAUGAUGCAAAUGUGGGAUCGCGCGCAAACAGAGCAACAGACUUCAACGCAAAAUCUGAUGAGUAGCAAUCUAGAAGAAGUGGGGUCUACAAUGGAAAAUAGCUUGAAGCUAAAAGUUAGAUGUCGAAUGAGUAUGAGCUUAGUUUAUGAUAGUAUAUGGAAGUGGAGGGAAGAAUUUCAGGCACAGGGUAGGAGCAGUUCUGAAGCUUGCAAAAAACUGGUCAACUCCAAUUUCAACAGUGAAUCUUCAGCCACCCUCGCUUCAGUUCGCCAUACGACUCAAACCAAUACCGUUCGAACAAUCCCCAACUGCCAACCGACACAACCACAGAUUCUUGCCGUUGCAAAUGCAGAAAUAUCUAGUCACAACUUAUCAGAUAAUUAUGGCUUCGUAGGUGGCCUUAGUAACCCAGGAAAUGUUUACCAGCCAGAAACUAGCUAUGAACCAUUUGACGCGCUAAACUGGAUGUUAGAUGGAUUAAUGGACUCACCAUAUCCUAAUUAUUUGGCCAUCUCAGGUCUAGAAGGUGGCAUUUGA